Nycticebus coucang (slow loris) is the source of this 1911-nucleotide messenger RNA. RefSeq names its product caspase-4-like. Gene Ontology annotation, molecular function: caspase binding; cysteine-type endopeptidase activity. Gene Ontology annotation, cellular component: protein-containing complex. The record is from RefSeq and is a predicted model, not a curated record. Bases 172 to 1311 code for a protein of 379 amino acids. The transcript has 9 exons. Lineage: Eukaryota; Metazoa; Chordata; Mammalia; Primates; Lorisidae. Gene Ontology annotation, biological process: proteolysis; regulation of apoptotic process.
CCCAGGCAAUAGCAAUAGGAAUCCUCUGUUACUUUCAGUUUUGAGUCUGAGCUUUUUUUUUUCCCCUUUGUUAGUUUCAGUUUUGAGUCUGAGCUUUUUUUCCUGCAGUUUCUUUCAGUUUUGAGUGUGAGGCUUUUUUGGCGCUAUAGGAAGGGACUGAGGCUGUUACCCAUGGCUGAGAACAACCAAGAAAACAAGAAACCACUUAAGAUGUUGGAAGCCUUCAGCAAAGAUGUCAUCAACGAAUUUUUUAAUACCUUGUUGGAUAAAAAUGUGGUGAAAAUAAAGGAAGAAGAAAAGGAAAAAUAUCAUAGUGCAGGAACAAAAGACAAGGCCCGGAUCUUCGGAGCCUCUUUAAAAGAGAAACAGGAGGAGGCAGCUCGAUUGCUUAUUGAAAGCUGCCUUUACCUGGAGGAAAAGCCCACCAACAAAGAAGCUCCUCCGAAUACCAAGGCUGGACCAGCUGAGGCAGCAGAACCCACAGAUACCCUCAAGCUCUGCCCUCAUGAAGAUUUCCUGAGACUGAGCAAAGAGCGGGCUGCAGAGAUCUACCCCAUAAAGGAGAAGGCAGACGGGCGCUCUCGCCUGGCUCUCAUCAUAUGCAAUACAGAGUUUGACCAUCUCGCCCCCAGGGAUGGGGCUGACCUGGACGUCCAAGGGAUGAAGGGGCUGCUCGAGAGCCUGGGCUACAGCGUGGAUGUAGAAGAGAAGCUCACAGCCGAGGGCAUGGAGUCUGCGCUGCGCACCUUCGCCGCCCGCCCCGAGCACGUGUCCUCGGACAGCACGUUCCUGGUCCUCAUGUCCCACGGUGUCCUGGACGGAGUCUGUGGGACCGCGCACCGCCGGGAGGCCCGGGACGUGCUGCCUUAUGACACCAUCUUCCAGAUAUUCAACAACCGCAACUGCCUCGGUCUACGAGACAAACCCAAGGUCAUCAUCGUUCAGGCCUGUAGAGGAGAAAACCGGGGAGAAGUGUGGGUCAGAGACUCUCCGGAAGCCUUGGUGGUCAACGCUUCACAGUCACCUGACACCCUGGAGGAUGAUGCUGUUCACAAGACCCACCUGGAGAAGGACUUCAUUGCUUUCUGCUCCUCCACCCCACAUAAUGUGUCCUGGAGAGACACGACUAAGGGCUCCCUCUUCAUCACACAGCUUGUUGCAUGCUUCCAGAAAUAUUCCUGGCGCUAUCACCUGGAGGAGAUAUUUCGGAAGGUACAGCAAUCAUUUGAAACACCAAGUGUUCGGGCCCAGAUGCCCACUGUUGAACGACUAUCCAUGACAAGAUAUUUCUACCUCUUUCCUGGAAACUGAACAUAGAAGCGACAGGCAGCCUCGCCCUGAGUUUUCAACUUCAUGAAGCACUUUUACCAGUAUAUUGUACAACACAUGCAUUUAACCUUUUUAUUUUCCAAUCCAAGUUUUCUGAUACAAAGUGUGAUGUCAGUCUUAUAUUUUUUCCUCUGCCUUUUGCUCUGGCUAUUUAAAAAGUUACUUAUUGGCCUGGUGUGGGGGACUUGGGGCUGUAAGCUUAGCACCCUAGGAGGCCGAGGUGGGUGGAUUUUUUGAGCUCAGGAAUUCCAGACCAGCCUGAGCAAGAGUGAGACUCGGUCUCUACCAAAAAUAGAAAAACUGAGGCAAGAGGAUGGCUUAAGCCCAAGAGUUUGAGGUUGCUGUGAGCUAUCAUGAUGCCACAGUACUCUACCCAGGCCACAGAGUGAGAUUCUUUCUCAAAAAUAAAUAAAUAAAUAAAUAUAAAAAGUUACUCAUCACUGGAUUUAAACAAGUAAAUUAUGAUGCGUUGUGAAUAGUUCUCUCGAUUUGCUUGUGCUUAGGGCUCGUUAUGGAUUCUUGGGUCUCUUCAUUUACAGUUUCAUCAAAUUUUUAAAAAUAAACAUGUUCUUUGAAAAUGGA